GUCGCUGAGCAAACAUGUGGGCCGCUCUCAGGGGGCGGCCGGGGCUCCACUUGGGGCUCCUGAGCGGUGCCCGAGGUCUGCACAGCUCUCCUGUGUCCUGUGGCAAGAACAUGCUCAAGAAAUUUGCUUCGAAAACCAACUGUAAAAAGUGGAACUUGAGUUCCUGCUGACCUCCAUCUCUUAUCUGCUGGUGCCCAGAUGGUCCUCACCCCCCUCCCUUGAUUGUCUGCAGCAGUCGGGAGCCUGGCUCUCCCAUCUGCCUUCUGCUGACCUAGCUGUUGAUGUGUGACCGUGUCAGUUGUUAUCCAGAUCCCAGGCAGCAGCUUUGUGGAGUAGGACAGUGCUGUCAUGCAUGUGGAAGAAGUUCUGGUAUGAAGGUCCUUCCUUGGGCUCUCACUUGACCCACAAGUCAUCCCAGUUGGAUUUCCUGACAAAGAGCACUUCUCAGAGAACCCGGAAGGAAGACCAGGUACGCCUGAGGGCCCUGAAUGGUCUCCUCUACAAAGCGCUCACAGACUUGCUGUGCACCCCUGAAGUGAGCCAGGAGUUGUGCGACCUGAACGUGGAGCUCUGCAAGGUCUCUCUGACUUCAGAUUUCUCUGCCUGCCGUGUCUUCUGGAGGGCGACCCUCUCUGAGGCUCAGAACGCACACACAGAGGCCGUCCUGCGGAGGAGCGCUGCGCACAUGAGGCAUCUUCUGAUGUCGCAGCAGACCCUGAGGAACGUGCCGCCCAUAGUGUUUGUUCAGGACAAAAAAUAUGCAGCUGUGAUGGAGGUUGAUCGGCUGCUGGCAAUUGCUGAUUUUGGACCCCAGGGUGAAAAAGAAGACUUUGUGCAAAGUGACUUCAGUGACCCCGAGGCCCUGGACGCGGCUUCGCCAAGUGAUACCCUGGGCCCUGCUGCACGCUUGAACCUGUGUGGGAUUGACCAUGAGGCACUCAACAAGCAGAUCCUGGAGUACAAGAGGAGGAGAGCGCAAGGGCAUGGGAGCACGGGCCCCCUGUGGCCAGAGCACGUGGCUGACCUGACGAAGCAGAUGAGGAGGAGGAAGGCCAAGACCCACGUGGACGAUGACCUCUCUCCCAAGAACUAUCUGCACGGUGGGGAGUGACAAGCCCCUGGACAAUCGAGGGGCCUUCUGAGGAGCACGCCCCAGGGUACGAGUGGGGCUCCGAGAAGAAGAGCAGGAACUGAGGUGGAGAGAAAGGACCAGAAGGCAGUGGAUCGUGACUCGGCUCCGGGCGCAUGCGCAGUGCAGAUGCCGUCCGCACUCCUUAUACGGUGUUGCAGAGGAGGCCUGUGGGAAGGGUGUAAAACCCUCUUGGUGGAUGGCGAGCGGUCUGGCCUCCUUAUUUGGGAUCCACGUGUGCACGUUUGCUCACGCACUGGUUUCUCCACAGCCCCCAGAUCUGUGGCUGCCGUGCUCCCCUGGUCUUCCUGGACGAGCAGACUCGUGGACACUUGAGUCCUGGGAUUCACCGGUGGCCUCUGUUCACAGAGGCGCUGCUUUGCCUGCUUCGUUCGCCUCAUACUAUAAACGGCUGUCCUCUCCGCA
Molecule: messenger RNA, 1555 nt
Organism: Bubalus bubalis (water buffalo)
Lineage: Eukaryota; Metazoa; Chordata; Mammalia; Artiodactyla; Bovidae
Gene: RBFA
Product: ribosome binding factor A
Exons: 8
Coding region: 353-1111 (252 amino acids)
Biological process (GO): rRNA processing
Source: RefSeq, a predicted model, not a curated record